This is a messenger RNA of Sycon ciliatum, 1223 nucleotides long. Its product is annotated as prefoldin subunit 3-like. NCBI's taxonomy places the organism in Eukaryota, Metazoa, Porifera, Calcarea, Leucosolenida, Sycettidae. The transcript is spliced from 6 exons. The coding region runs from base 141 to 683 and encodes 180 amino acids. The record is from RefSeq and is a predicted model, not a curated record. Gene Ontology annotation, biological process: microtubule-based process; tubulin complex assembly; protein folding. Gene Ontology annotation, molecular function: tubulin binding. Gene Ontology annotation, cellular component: prefoldin complex; cytoplasm.
AAUCACCAGUCUUGAGAAGGUCCUGGCCAGGAUCGAGAAAGCAAGCUGAAUCCCUCAUACCUCCAUCAAUUUUUCUGAUCAUUCAUCCUCUCUACUUAACAUCUGUGGGUCUGUCAAAGCCUUAGGCUUAGCUAUUCACUAUGGAAGACCAGGAGAUUGCCACUCAGCAGACAAUACCUGCCGCCGAGUUUGUUGAGGAUGUGGAUGCAUUCAUGAAGAAAGCAAACAAUCCCGCGCCGGAAACAAUUCUGAAGCGACUUGAGGAGAACCUGAACAAGUAUCGGUACCUACAGUCCAACCUCACCCAGAAAAAGAGAAGGUUAAAGGCACAAAUCCCCGAGAUUUCCACGUCUCUGGAGCUGCUGCAACACUUGCAAAAGAAAUCGGAUGACACCACUCCCAUGGAGACUAGAUUCAUGCUGUCAGACCAAGUCUACGCCAAGGCUGAAGUAUUGCCAACGAAAACUGUCGGAGUUUGGCUUGGUGCUAACACUAUGGUUGAGUACUCGCUAGAGGAUGCCCAGGCUCUGCUAGCCAGGAACCUAGCCACAGCACAGAAGAACCUAGCGCAGGUCAAGGAAGACUUGGGCUUCCUCCGCGACCAGUGUACGACGACGGAAGUCAACAUGGCUAGGGUGUACAAUUGGCAUGUAUCCAAGCGUCGCGACCAGCAGCGCAGUUGAGAAAGGCGAUAGCUCUCAUUCAGCUCACUCGCAGUGUGUGCAUUGGCCAACAGCAGGGUCGACCAGCGGUAUAGUAGUGCUAAUGUGGAUACAUGGCACGGAGCCGUCAAGCAAGUGAUGCGUGUGUGUGUGUGUGCGUGUGUGUGUCUGACAUAGUGUGCAUGCACCGGCUUUGAUUCGUGCUGGUGGCACGUGCCUCUUGGCCACUGUUGCUCCAGUUUCGUUUGAGUGUCCAGCAGCGAGUCGUGUGCGGGUCAGUAAUGGCCUACUGAACAAUGCUCCAGCAGUGGUGUUCAUUAUUGCCCGGUUACUGCUACUACUCCUGCUACUCCUGCAUACCACCCCACCGCACACCACAGUAUCAGCCACAGUAUGUUUUUACCAUCGUUGCAAAGCAGUGCAAACUCUAUCUUGAGCUCUAUGUCAAUGGCAAUAGCUACAGACCACUUCUCACACUCAUUAUUUGUUCUUAUUCUCAGAACUUCUAAAUUUCUUUUCAUUGUGAAUUGUGGUCAUCACUGAUGGGUACUUGACGUCGUA